AUGCAGCCGGGCUCUCCCUGCAUCAACGGGGCCCCCCCAGGAAGCUGUGAGGGGCCCCCCGGCAGCAGCAGCAGCAGCAGCAGCUGCAGCAGCAGCAGCAGCAGCAGCGGCGGCGAAGGGCCCUCGGACGCUGCAGCGUGCGCGGCUGCAGCUGCGGACUCCCCAGCAGCAGCCGCUGCUGCUGCUGCUGGGGCAGCAGCAGCAGCAGCAGCAGCAGCAGCAGCAAAGACAGGAGGAGAUGGCGGAAGCACAGAGACAACAUCUCUCAGAGUUUCCCCAGAACAAAAAAGGUCAAGAGAGAGGGGCCCCCGGGCCUCGCUGUGGAGUCCGGGGGCCCCCCGGGGGCCCCGCCGGCGGUCACCCCACAGAAGGGGCCCCUCGGGGGGGAGACGAUCCCCGGGGAGACGAUCCCAGGGGAUCCGAUCCCAGGGGAUCCGAUCCCCAGAGCGGGGGGCGUACCGGCGGGGCUCUGGGGAUCGAUCCCCGCGGAGACGAUCCCCGCGGAGACGAUCCCAGGGGAGGCGAUCCCAGGAAAGACGAUCCCGGGGGAGGCGAUCCCAGGAAAGACGAUCCCAGGGGAGGCGAUCCCAGGAAAAGCGAUCCCAGGCGAGACGAUCCCAGGAAAGACGAUCCCAGGAGCGGCCCAAGCGAUCCCGCCACGGCUCUUCGCGGCAGGGGAAGGAAGGGAGACGAUCCCAGGAAAGGCGAUCCCAGGGGAGGCGAUCCCAGGAAAGACGAUCCCAGGAAAGACGAUCCCAGGAAAAACGAUCCCAGCGCCGCCAAGGCUCCCCCCCGGCCCGCCGCUCCCCCGGGAGACGUGUGGGGCCCCACAGGGGAUCGUCUCCCCAAAGACGAUCCCCGAAGUGGUCCCCUGUGGGGCCCCACAGGCCCGCCAAAAGAGGGUCUCUGCGCAGGUCGAGGUCUCGCGAGGGCCCCUGGGGGGCCCCCCGGGGGCCCCGCAGCUCCCCCAAGACCCGAUCCCCUGGGAGACGACCCCACAGACGAUCCCCAGGCGGCCCCACAAGGCGAUCCCGAUCCCGGGACAGGCCCAGGCCCAGAAGCCCCACAAGGCGAUCCCGAUCCAAGGGGACUCGGUCUCCGCGGAGGCGAUCCCCGGAUAGACGAUCCCCCGCCAGGCGCUCCGCAGCCCAGCAGCAGCAGCAGCAGCAGCAGCAGCAGCAGCAGCAGCAGCAGCAGCGGGGCAGCAAGGGGGGGCCCAGGAGCGGCCCCACACCUGCGCACGACGCCCCAGGGGGCCCCCAGGAGGGGCCCCCUUUGUGGAGCAGCAAGGAGGAAGCCAAGUCUGCGAGGUCACCUCCCCGAAAGGAGCAGCAGCAGCAGCAGCAGCAGCAGCAGCAGCAGCAGCAGUGGAGCUUCACAGAGUCAGCAGCAGCAGCAGCAGCAGCAAAUCUGGCGGCCUCGACUGGUGCAGUGUCCAAGUGCAGCAUUGGCGACGUCGCAGGCUAUGUGGCUCGCGAAGAAGGGGCAGCAGCAGCAACAACAGGAGCAGCAGCAGCAGCAGCAGCUGCUGCUGCUGCAGCUGCUGGAGCACCAGGCGCUACAGCAGCUCCCCUCAGCCAGUUCCUGAAUUACCCGGACAGACCGCCGGCUGCUGCUGCGACUCCUGCUGCUGCAGCAUCUGCUGCUGCAGCCUCUGCCGCCGCAACGCACGGUGGCAGCAGCGGGGCGUCUUCCAGUGCGUCAGCAGCAGCAGCAGCAGCAGCAGCAGCAGCAGCAGCAGCAGCAGAACGGACAGAAGCAGCAGAAAGACGCCGCGAGAGCAGCAGACAAAAUGACUUCAUCAAACAAAUGCUCAGAAGCACCAGCCUCCGCAGCCAGCUAGCGCUAGCUGGCUGCGAGGGGGCUUGGGGGACAUGGGACGACGAGGAGGACUUGGAGGACCCUGCAGCAGCAGCAGCAGCAGCAGCAGCAGCAACGGCAGCAGACGCAGCAGCAGCAGCAGCUUUCGAGGGGGAUCGCACGCUUCAAGAGAUCCUCAAGCUCUGCAGCCCCACGCAGCAAACCACGCCGCUGCCGGUCCCCCCUUUUUGCGAAGAAGCAGUGAAGGGCCAAGAGGGGGCAGCAGCAGGUGCUGCUGCUGCUGCUGCUGCUGCUGCUGCAGCAGAAGCAGGAGCAGUAGGGGCAGCUGCAGCAGGCACUGCUGCGGAUAGCUCGGCGGCAGCCACGCAGGGAGACACGCAGCCGCACUCUCAGAGCGCUGCAAGGGAUGCGUUGUUUGCUGCUGCUGCUGCUGCUUGCCGGCAGCUGCUCGCGGCGACCCCUGCAGCAGCAGCAGCAGCACCAUCUGCUGCUGUUGCUGCUGCUGGUGGAGCUGCUUCUCUAACAGCUAGAGGCAGAGUCCCCGCAAGCAGCAGCCAAGGGGCACCCGCAGCAGCUCCGGAGAGCAGCAGCAGCAGCAGCAGCAGCAGCAGCAGCAGCAGCAGCGGCCCCUGUGUGGCAGCGGCGCAGCACUCAGAAGAGGCGACGGAAGAAGCAGUAGUUGCUGUUGCCCGAGCUGCCCUAAACGGGGUCUUUGCCCCUCGCUUCAGGCUGAGUUCCCAGCAGCAGCAGCAGCAGCAGCAGCAGCAGCAGCAGCAGCAGCGGCAGCAGCAGGGCGGCGAGGACGGCAGCAUAAGCCUGCUGCAGUCCAUGCCGAGCACAGCGAACCUGCCGCUGUUCUGCGGCCCCAGCGAGCGCAGCAGCGCAGCAGCAGCAGCAGCAGCGAAAGCCGCAGCCGCAGCAGCAGGACCGAGAGCAGCAGCAGCAGCCGGCCCAACUGCAACGCCAGCGCCAGCACCAGCAGCAGCAGCAGCAGCAGCAGCAGCAGCAGCAGCGCGCCGCAGCAGCCCCGCGGAGGAAGCAGCAAACCCCCGAGCAGCAGGAGAAGCCCGCCUAGUCACUGGGGACUCGGGGGCCCCCGGGGUCUUUGUUGCUGCGCAUGCAUUUGAGUUGGGGGCCCCCUGUGGGGUUGUGGGGUGUCUGCAGAUACACCCCAGAGAGCCAGCCCUUGCUGCAGCAGCAGCGCUCUCCGGGGAGGUGCUGCUGCUCGACUUGGAGGGGCUGCGCAUCCGCUCCGCGCUGCUGCCCCGCAGCAGCAGCAGCAGCAGCAGCAGCAGCAGCAGCAGCAGCAGCUGCAGCAGCCUGGCCUGGCUCGAGGCCCAGGGCCUCGUUGCUGUUGGCAGCAGCAGCGGCUGCCUUCGCCUCCUCGACCCCAGAGUGGGCCAGGAGGUCCUUUCCUGGCAGGCGCAGAAGGGGCCUCUGGACUCCCUCAACGUCAUUGGCCCUUACGGUCAGCUGCUGCUGCUGCUGCUGCUGCUGCUGCUGCUGCUGCUGCUGCUGCUGCUGCUGCUGCUGCUGCUGCUGCUUGUGGUGCUGCUGCUGCUGCUUCUGGUGCUGCUGCUGCUGCUUCUGGCGCUGUUGCUGCUGUUGAUGCUGCCUUUAACUUUGCUGCUGGGGCUGUUGCUGCCGCUCCGUGCGUCGCUGCAGCUCCGCUGCUGCUGCUGCUACCCCCGUGCUGCUGCUGCUGCUGCUGCUGCUGCUGCUGCUGAGUGUCGCUGCGGACUUGUGCGUGGCUGCAGUGUGCGCCUCGGCCUCCUCGCGCGAAGCCUUUUUGAACUUCUGGGACUUGCGGCUGCCGCCCCGGGAUCGACUCGAUCCCAUCGAUCCCAACGAUCCCACGCAGCCCCAGGGCUGGUGGUGGGGGGGCCCCCCGGGGGCCCCCCGCAGGGUUUUGUCUUGCAUGCGUUUUGA
Molecule: messenger RNA, 3750 nt
Organism: Eimeria necatrix
Lineage: Eukaryota; Apicomplexa; Conoidasida; Eucoccidiorida; Eimeriidae
Exons: 3
Coding region: 1-3750 (1249 amino acids)
Molecular function (GO): protein binding
Source: RefSeq, a predicted model, not a curated record